Messenger RNA from Exophiala oligosperma, 2115 nucleotides. RefSeq lists its product as uncharacterized. The record is from RefSeq and is a predicted model, not a curated record. Gene Ontology annotation, cellular component: fungal-type cell wall. Gene Ontology annotation, molecular function: chitin binding; hydrolase activity, hydrolyzing O-glycosyl compounds; glycosyltransferase activity. Bases 356 to 1699 code for a protein of 447 amino acids. Gene Ontology annotation, biological process: carbohydrate metabolic process; fungal-type cell wall organization. The transcript is spliced from 3 exons. Lineage: Eukaryota; Fungi; Ascomycota; Eurotiomycetes; Chaetothyriales; Herpotrichiellaceae.
CUGCGCCCUUUUUUCCCUGAUUUUCGCUAUUCAUUCAACGCACUCUCACCUGUUCAAUCGUUGUACAUUGCCAUCUCACUUUUUUCUGUAAUUCAAGCGUUUGCUGCUUCUUUAAAGUCCUUUUCUACAGCAGACGUGCCACUCUCGCUACAUACAAUACCACAUUCGUUGUGACCCGUCGGUCUUUGUCGAGCAAUCUCCCCCAGACCCUCAGAACAUUCCUCGAAUUCCUCCCAUUCGCUCACCUGCGAAAGAAAGCCCUUUCUUUGUACUACCACCGGACGGGGUUCUGUCAUACAUCGUUCUCUCUUCCACCCGAUUCUUGACCUCCUUUCAUUGACGACUGCAUAACGACAUGGCCGGCCGCUUCUGGCUCUUAGCCGCCUCUUUGGCGCCUGCGGCAUAUGCUGCAGUUUCCUGCGGUGGUGGAACGCAAUGCCCAGAGGAUACUCCUUGUUGUUCACAGUACGGCCAAUGCGGUGUCGGCGCCUAUUGUCUGGGUGGCUGCGAUCCUGUCAACUCUUUCUCGCUUGAAGCCUGUGUACCUGCGCCUGUCUGUCAAUCUCAGACAUACAAAUUCGACAACCUCGAUGGCAUCGUACCGAACACCAAAUAUCUCGGAGAUGCCAGCAAAGCAGAUUGGGUGUCUUCUGGACAACCCCUCGAGUACGAUGGCUCCGUGUUGCUUACGAUGGCCGAAGGAACGGUUGGAACACUCCUGGCCAGCACACACUAUGUGUGGUAUGGCAAAGUGGGGGCUCGAUUGAGCACCGCUGCUGGUGCUGGUGUCGUGACUGCGUUCAUUCUCUUGGGUGACUCUAAAGACGAAAUUGAUUUCGAAUUUGUCGGAGUGGAACUCGAGAGUGCUCAAACCAACUUUUACUCUCAGGGUGUCACUGACUAUCACAACGGUGGCAACACUACUGGCUUGACCGACGUGCACGCAAACAUGCACGAUUAUGAAAUCGAUUGGCAACCCGAUACUAUCACCUGGUCCAUCGAUGGCAAGGUUGUUCGUACCCUCAACCGUGAAGAUACCUGGAACGCUACCGCCAACCGAUACUCAUACCCUCAAACCCCAUGCAGAGUGCAGCUGUCUCUCUGGCCUGGUGGUCUGUCCACUAACGGUGAGGGUACGAUUCAAUGGGCCGGUGGUCUUGUUCAGUGGAAUUCCCCGUACAUGGAGAAUGGUUACUACUACGCCACCUUCGAUGAAGUGUCAAUUCAAUGCUACAAUCCUCCUAGCGGUGCCAACUCAAGUGGCAGCAAGUCAUAUGUCUACAACAACGACGCCAUGACCAACAAUACUGUCGAGAUUACCAACGAUAACACGAUCCUCAAGUCAUUUAUGGCAACUGGUCUGAACAUGUCGGCUGGCGACGCGAGUGCCUCUGCUAGCGCCAGUGGUUCUGCGAAGACGAACAAUCCUGAGAGCGUGCCUGGUUUGAGCGGUGGUGGUACUGGCAACAACGGCCAGCGUGGUGGUGAUAACAACUCCGAUGGCAGCAGCGCUUCGGGUACUGAUUCAGGGUCCGGAAGUGCUACAGCAACCGGUAGUGCAUCAACUGGAUUUGUCCAAGGCGGUGGAAGUAACGGAGGCAGCAAUGGUGCCGGUCAGAUCGGCGGCAAUAGCGAGGCUGUCCUGAGAGGCAGUCUAUUUGCUGUUGUCGUUGCUUUGGUUGGACUUUGCGUGCUAUAGUUUUGAGGUUGACAUCAAUAUGGGUGUAUAUGCACUGACUGACAUUCUUUUGGUAUUGGGAGGGUUUUGCAUUGCGAGGAUAUACUGGGACCAUAAUUUUUACAUGUUCAUGCUAGAUGAAGAAUCCAAACAAAAAUGGUGUGGGUGUGGUUGUCCAUCAGUUUGAACUCUACCACUUCAAUGCCUCGAUGAACAUCAAUAUGUGUGAUCUCAAUUACCAGGUAUCAGGUACAACUAGGUACUAGGCACUACAUAGGUUCUCGAAUGGUUUGUGAUUGUAUGGAUCAGGUGUAUGGGAUACAUGGUAGGUAGGGGAUACAGAGUACUGAGUAAUGAGUAUCGAAUUAUGUUGUGUCUGGUUGGUGCAUCUUCGGCAAAGAAUUUAUGAAGUCAUUUCUUUGCUGCGUGUCAUGGAC